Messenger RNA from Durusdinium trenchii, 1716 nucleotides. NCBI's taxonomy places the organism in Eukaryota, Dinophyceae, Suessiales, Symbiodiniaceae. The record is from the annotation of a GenBank genome assembly.
AUGUGGGCCUGCGUGUCAAAAUCACGAAGAAACUUAUGGCCCCUGAACUGGCGCAAGAAUGUCCUGCCGAAGUCAUUGCAAUUGGAGUACAUCCGCAGGAAAGAUAUGGCAUUCCCGGCUGUCCACCGGGUUUGCCACAACCACCGGCUGGCCACCCCUGUUGGAGCGAAGGCAUCUGCAGAUUGGACUAUUUACCUUCUUCUGUUAGUAAGUAUUCGCGUCGAGGACCGCGGCGACGACUACACUGGACAAGGACAUUUUGGUGUCUGGCAUUUGGAUCCGUCUGAAGACGAAUUCAAGCUGCGCGUUCGUCGCCGCGGAGAAGUUUACCUGGAUGUAACUCGAGUGCAAUACCCAUUGGCGCCGUGGACUGCAGGCACGUACAAUAAUCAACAAGGAAAGACUGUGCGGAACAUGGGGCAUACUGAGAGGCAUACUGUGGACUUCAAGAAACCAGAUUUCACUCCGGAGGAAUACAUUCAGCAUGUUUAUAUGAUUACAGGUCGGUCCACCUGCUUGCAGCAUUGCUUGUUUCGCAAUUUGCCGAUGCAAGAAGACGGUCAAGACAUCGACUUCAGUUUCGAACAUGGACCACCGGCUUAUAUUGCACAGUUCUUGACUCGUCUGGAGGAGAUGGCUCAGUCCUCGUCGAUGGCAGUGCAAAGCGCGUUGGGACAUUUACCUGGUUUUCCCAGUGCGGCUUUGUUACGGCCUUUGCGCCAAGAUGCGGAUGGAUCCUUCGUGUACGAAAUGGAAGCUUGGUCACAGGCGACGGCUAGGUCUGCGACCACUUCUGCUGGGAGCACGAAACGACCAUGGCCGGGCAGAUCGCAUCCGGAUCGUGAACCGUUUUGCGAGAUGCACAAUUUGCGGUUGCACUCUCUCUCACAAGUCGCUCAUCAGUAUUUACUACGACAGCAUCGCCUGCGGGCUUUCGUUGCAGAUGCCGGUGGAGGAGGCGAUUGCUUUUUCUUGUCGGUGGCCGUGUGUCUUCAGUUGUGGCGCGAGCAGUGCGUUACGUUUCCACCUACCUUGGAAGCACUGCUAGCGGACGGACCGUCGCGCCAAGUUCUGGCACAACGAUUGCGUGACAUCGUAGGCCGCCGUUCUACAGUGGUCACCAAGGCGCUUCGUGGACUUUAUGACCACUUGCUGAUGGAUGAACUUGCUGGUACGUGGUUAGAUCCGUGGAAGAUGUCGCAGGUCAUUGCUGGCACGUGUUUCGCUUUUAUGCAAACUGUGAACGAAUUAACUACUAUCAGUGAAGAUUCCAGAGGCCAUUUAGUUUUGCAAUGUAAGCAUGGAGAAGAGGUUGGUGUGGUGCGCCACAGCAUCAUGAAUGGUAAGGAUGUUUUGGAGAGCUUACAGAGUGUGAUUGCUCGCCAUGUCAGUGAAGCUGGUAACAAGCAUUGGGCCACGCACUGGGAUGUGGAUGUUUUAGCGAAAGAACUGAAAAUAUGUUUCUGCAUCGUGGGCAAUGAACCGGUGAGCGCGCCAGUGAGAGGUGAAGAUCUCCCAGCCAACGGCUUGCAUUCUUAUGCAGCAGCAGUGGAAGACCCUGAGGCUUAUGUAUGUUUGUACAACGUUUCGCAUCAGCAUUUUCAAGUCUUGGUCCUGGAUUUAGACAGUGGGUUUCAAAGCGCAUGCCUACCUCCAGAGCUGCCGACUUCAUUGGCAGAUGCUUUGCGCAAGCGGGCUGUUGUUUCCAUGGUUUGA